Molecule: messenger RNA, 2400 nt
Organism: Colletotrichum orchidophilum
Lineage: Eukaryota; Fungi; Ascomycota; Sordariomycetes; Glomerellales; Glomerellaceae
Product: glycosyl hydrolase family 92
Exons: 4
Coding region: 1-2400 (799 amino acids)
Biological process (GO): glycoprotein catabolic process; protein quality control for misfolded or incompletely synthesized proteins; carbohydrate metabolic process
Cellular component (GO): nucleus; cytosol
Molecular function (GO): carbohydrate binding; peptide-N4-(N-acetyl-beta-glucosaminyl)asparagine amidase activity
Source: RefSeq, a predicted model, not a curated record
AUGCGUCGAACCACUCUAUUCCACAUUGCAUCCACCGUGGUAGCCUUACAUUCCGCCGAUCUCGCCAGCCAUGUCUUGACAGACACCGGCUCUGUGGGGGGAGGAAAUACCUUCCCGGGGGUAUCUAGACCCCUGGGUAUGGUAAAGCUGGGCCCAGACUUGGAAAACGGCGUGGACGCGUACUCGGGCUACCUGCCGGACGGCCACUUCACCGGCUUCUCCAUGCUCCAUGAGUCCGGCACCGGCGGGGCCCCCAAGUACGGCGUAGUCAACCAGAUGCCGAUCGUAGGCGCCGUCGACAACCCGCUCAGCCAGAACACCGACACCCGGGCCCGGCCGGACGAGACGGAGCUCGGCUACUACAGGGCGUUUCUCGGCUCCGGGGUUGUGGUGGAGCUGGGCGCGUCGGAGAGGGCCGGGAUGUACCAGUACACUUUUCCCGGGAACGAUAGCAGCAGCGACGGCAGCAGGACCCCGAGGAAUCACAUCAUUGUGGAUGUCUCGCACGUCUUGCCGUCGUACAGAGGGCAAGGCCUCGGUCAGAAGUAUCUCGGUGGAGGAAUCGAGGUCAUUGACGGCAGCGACGGAUUUCACUAUGAGGGAUACGGAUCCUACGACAAUGGUUGGAAUCGUGCCGCCGAGUGGAAAGUCUACUUUUGCGGCUCCUUCGACCAGCCGCCCUCGUCUUACAAGACCUUCCUCGGUACCGACCUCACCUCGGACAAACUCUCCAAAUACAGCAAUGAGACAAAGUCCUACUCCUCCAGGACGCAGCGCCUAGGCGCCAUCUUCACUUUUGCCGAAACUUCAUCUUCCGCGCCGACGGUCGUCAAGUCUCGUGUCGGCGUCUCCUUCAUCUCGACCUCCCAGGCAUGCCGCAACGUCAACGCCGAGAUCCCGGCCGGAACGAGCCUCUCGUCCCUCAGGACGGCAACCCGCGAAGCGUGGACCGCCAAAGUACUCUCCAAGGUCACGACGACGGAGACGAACAAGACGAAGCUAAACCAGCUGUACUCGGCGCUGUACUUCAUGAACCUCUUACCCACCAACAAGACGGGGGAGAACCCGCUCUGGAACUCGUCCGAGCCGUACUACGACGACAUCUUUACCUUUUGGGAUACGUUCCGCUGCACCACGUCCCUCCUACACAUCCUCCAACCCCAAGCCCACGAAGAAUUCAUCCGCUCCACAAUCGACAUCUGGCGGCACGAAGGCUUCGCCUCGGACGCCCGCUCCUCCCUGUACAACGGCGCCGUCCAGGGCGGCUCCAACAGCGACAACGUCCUCGCCGACGCCUACGUAAAGGGCGUCCGCGGCGCCGUCGACUGGAACGACGGCCUCGCGGCCAUGCUCACAAACGGGAAAGUCGUCCCGCCCCCCAACAACGACCCGCGCGACCCCUCCUCCUCCACAAAGGAAGGCCGCGGCGCCCUCCCAGACUGGCUCGAUCUCGGCUGGGUCUCCUCCCCCCGGUUCGCCCGCGCCGUCACCCGCGCCGUCGAGUACGCCGUCAACGACUUUGCCAUCCACCAAGUCGCGCGCGGCCUCGGCCAAGACGCCCUCGCAACCACGUACCUGAACCGCUCGCGCAACUGGCGAAACCACUGGAACGAAAACAUGACGGCCCACGGCUUCACCGGCUUCCUGGGCCCCCGCAACGCGAACGGCACAUUCCCCUCCCCGCCGCAGGACCCCCUCAACUGCGGCGGCUGCUACUGGGCAGAGGCGUACUACCAGGCCACGCCUUGGGAGUACACCUUCAACGCGCACCACGACGUCGCCCACUUGAUCACGCUGGCCGGGGGACCCACGCGGUACGCCGACAGGCUAGAAAAGACGUUCGAGCCGGGCGGGUACAGCGGCAACGGCGCCUUUGGCAAUACAAUCUUCAACCCGGGCAACGAGCCGUCCUUCGGGACGCCGUAUCUCUUCAACUUUGUCAACAAGCAGCAUCUCUCAGUCAAGCACGCCCGCUUCGUGGCCAAGUCAUAUUAUAAGCCCACGCCGGACGGCUUGCCGGGGAACUCGGACGCCGGGGCGAUGGAGUCCUGGCUCCUCUGGAACAUGAUCGGGCUCUAUCCGCUGACAGGGCAGACGACGUUCCUGAUUGGGUCACCCUGGUUCUCCGACCUGAAGAUAUCGCUCGGCGGCGGUCGGGAGCUACAGAUCACUUCGUCGGGCGGAUCCGAGGAUGUGUACUACGUUCAGAGCCUGCGCGUCAACGGUAAAAAGUGGGACAAGACGUGGGUGACGUGGGAGGACAUUUUCGCCAAGGGCGGGACGCUGAAGUUUGAGCUGGGACCUGAGCCGGUGGAGUGGGCGACCGGAGAGCUGCCGCCGAGCCCGGCGAGCGUGGGUGGCCAGAAGGAGAAGAUUGUGGCGCUGAGGGAGCAACGGUAG